Messenger RNA from Penicillium malachiteum, 1131 nucleotides. Its product is annotated as TauD/TfdA dioxygenase family protein. Bases 1 to 1131 code for a protein of 376 amino acids. Gene Ontology annotation, molecular function: 2-oxoglutarate-dependent dioxygenase activity. Gene Ontology annotation, cellular component: cytoplasm. The transcript has 2 exons. The record is from RefSeq and is a predicted model, not a curated record. NCBI's taxonomy places the organism in Eukaryota, Fungi, Ascomycota, Eurotiomycetes, Eurotiales, Aspergillaceae.
AUGCCAUCUUCCGCUCCUCUCGUCCGAACCAAGGCCAAUGGUCCUAAUGGCCAUAAACCCGAAAUCCCCAUCAGCUAUGAUAUUAACAUACCUUACGUUGAUGUCGAAAAACAAUCCAAGAUCAACACUCCAUACCCAGAAUAUCUCCCCACCUGGGAUCCAAUCUGGUUCGACCCACUGCCCGAAUUCGAAUACGUGGAUCCAGCCCUCCGCGUAAAGGACAAAAGCAAGCCCAACCUCCUCACACCUAAUGUGAAAGUCCACGAUAUCCAACCCGCGAUCGGAAGCGUAAUUGAAGGAAUACAACUCAACACACUAAACAAUGCGCAAAAGGAUGAGCUCGCCCUCUUAAUCUCUGAGCGCAAGGUCCUCGCUUUCCCGGAUCAAGAUCUCAUCGAUGCCGGUCCCGCUGAACAGGAAUCCUUCAUGCGCUAUUUCGGUAAACCGAAUUACCAACCCGUCUCGGGAAGUGUUCGGAAUCACCCCGCCUUUCAUGUUAUUCACCGUGAUGGAAACCGUGAGGAGAUUAUGCGCUUCCUCGAAGCUCGUACCACUACAACUUUGUGGCACCAGGAUGUCAGUUAUGAGAUCCAGCCACCGGGAUACGUGAUGUUGGGAUUGCUACAAGGUCCUGAAGUCGGCGGUGAUACUGUCUUUGCGGCGACGGAUAUGGCGUAUAAGCGUCUUUCGCCGACUUUGCGCGCGUUCCUGGAUACCUUGAAGACGGUGCACUCAUCUGCAAAGAUGAUUCAUCAUACUCGAUUGACUGGGGGAUUGGUGCGUAAGGAUCCUGUUGAUACGGUGCAUCCGCUUGUGCGGGUUCAUCCUGUUACUGGGGAGAAGUGCUUGUUUGUCAAUGCGGAGUUUAUUACCAAGGUUCAAGGAAUGAAGGAACCUGAGACGAAGUGGAUGUUGGAUUUCCUUAUGAAUCAUAUCGUUACGGGUCACGAUUUCCAGGCUAGAGUGCGCUGGCAACCGAGGACUAUUGUCAUGUUUGAUAACAGGGCUACUACUCACUCCGCCAUUGUAGAUUAUCUGGAUGAGGAAUAUGGUGCUAAGGCUCGUCAUAUUUUCCGUUUGAUUGCGUUGGGCGAGAAGCCUAUCCCCGUUUAUGACGAGUUUGAUGAGUAA